Messenger RNA from Sorghum bicolor (sorghum), 1140 nucleotides. RefSeq names its product BTB/POZ and MATH domain-containing protein 1. The transcript is spliced from 2 exons. Gene Ontology annotation, biological process: protein ubiquitination. Gene Ontology annotation, molecular function: protein binding. Bases 1 to 1140 code for a protein of 379 amino acids. NCBI's taxonomy places the organism in Eukaryota, Viridiplantae, Streptophyta, Magnoliopsida, Poales, Poaceae. The record is from RefSeq and is a predicted model, not a curated record.
AUGCGUGUUAUCGCUGCAGUACACUACCACAUGGCCGGCCAGCUGCAACCGGCCGUCGGGCACGCCGGAACGUCGACCUCCUGGCAUCAGCUGGUGUCCACCACCGACAGUGACACCUACGGCAGCUCGUCGACGCUGUCGGCCGAGACGACGACUGGUUCCUACGUGUUCACGGUCGCAGACUACUCCAGAGACAAGGAACUCCACGCCGCCGGUAGUGCCCUCCCGUCAAACACGUUCACCGCCGGAGGGUACUCCUGGCGCAUCACGUACUCCCAUGACACUGACGAUUGGAUACGCUUCUCGCUCUGUCUUGAACCACCCGUCGCCGGCGGCGGCGCUGGCACCGGCGGCGGCCGGGAUCUCGGCGAUGCCGCCAUCAUGGUCCGAACCAGGUACAUCUUGCUUGACAAGGCCGGGCUGCCGCUGCCGUCUUCGAUAAGAAAAGACAGUGAACGUGCCUUGUCAACCAUGCGAUCCAUGCGCGCCACGCAGUUCAUGAGGAGGAAGAGAUUCGAGUCCUACUAUCUGAAGGACAAUAGAUUCAGCGUGAGGUGCGAUGUCACGCUGGUCAGAAGGACGAUGUGCGGCAGGGAGACGGGAGCCAUGCCGCCGCCGGACAUGCGCAGGCACCUCGGCGAGCUCCUCGCCGGCGGGGUUGGGGCGGACGUGGUGCUCGAGGUGGGCGCCGAGGCGUUUCGCGCGCACAGGAGCAUCCUCGCCGCGCGGUCGCCGGUGUUCAAGGCGGAGCUGUUAGGCGGACCGACUGAUGACAAGGAUGCGCCGCCGCCAACGACUUCGACGACGAGCCGUCGUCUGAGGAUCCAUGACAUUGAGCCGAGCGUGUUCAGGGCAGUGCUGCACUUCAUCUAUACCGACUCGUUGCCGCCUGAGAUCGGCGCCGGCGACGAGAUGGUGAUGGCUCAGCAGCUGCUCGUGGCGGCACAGAGGUAUAAACUGGAGGGGCUAAAAUGGAUAUGCGAGGAUGUUAUCAGCACUUUAUGUCAUCGGAGAGCUGCAAAUGAAAGCAGUUGUCCUUGUCUUCUUUACCAGCUGCAUGCAUAUGCAAAGCGCCCCGCGGAGUAUCGGCAGCGCCCGGCCGUCGCGGUGGCCGCGGAAGGGGACUGGGAGGAGCGCUAG